This is a messenger RNA of Boeremia exigua, 951 nucleotides long. RefSeq lists its product as uncharacterized. Gene Ontology annotation, biological process: spindle pole body duplication. Gene Ontology annotation, molecular function: microtubule binding; calcium ion binding. The transcript has a single exon. The record is from RefSeq and is a predicted model, not a curated record. Gene Ontology annotation, cellular component: half bridge of spindle pole body; mitotic spindle pole body. Bases 129 to 845 code for a protein of 238 amino acids. NCBI's taxonomy places the organism in Eukaryota, Fungi, Ascomycota, Dothideomycetes, Pleosporales, Didymellaceae.
GACCUCGAAAGACAGCCUACAUUCUUCUCCGCCAGAUCCCCACAUCGCAUUCCCCGAGCUUUGCGCUGCACAACACCCAAAUUGCACACAGGCCCUCAACGCGAACGCCUACUGCUACCCCACAACCCAUGGCAACCUCUUCCAACCAGCCUCGCUACGGUCUGAAUCGCCCCGCCGCCGGCCCAAGCGCGCCAACCUUCUCAACACCUGCAUUCCCCUCGGCCCCGAAGAACGCACAGCGCCUCGAAGCCGAGCGCCUCGAGCGCGAACGCCUAGCGCGCGAGUCGCGCCUCGCCUCGUCAGCCAUGGAUGCGCAGGCCCUAGCAUCGCUCUCGGAAGAGCAGAGAGAGGAGAUCAGCGAAGCCUUCAACCUCUUCGACCUGGACAAGGACGGCUACAUCGACUACCACGAGCUCAAGGUCGCCAUGAAGGCGCUCGGCUUCGAUCUGCCGAAGCAGGAGAUCCUCGACAUCUUGCGCGCACACGGCACAGCCGCGCAAUCGCAGAACCAGAGCUCGAAACAGCCGGCGCGGGACUCGGCGAGGGCAGCGGCACAGGCAGCGUAUCCGCCUCCUGCGCGGCCGCUGCUGGGCUUCCAGACUUUUCAAAUGCUCAUGGCGCAGCGGAUACUGGCAAGAAAUCCCGAGGACGAGAUUCUCAGGGCUUUUGAGUUGUUUGAUGAGGGUGGGAAAGGGAGGAUCACGCUGCAGGACUUGCAGCGUGUGGCGCGCGAACUGGGCGAGACGCUGGGGAACGACGAGCUGGUUGCUAUGAUUGAAGAGUUUGAUUUGGAUGGGGACAACGCAAUUUCCAGGGAAGAGUUUGUCGGGAUAUGCCUCGGGUAGGCAGUGCUCCUUGAUGUGAUUUUCUGGAUUCAGCACGGCGUCCGGUGUUUGCGUGUGGAGGAGACGGAGUGGGAUGUAAGCGUUGAUAGUUUUAAUUCAGAUUUGC